GUUGCACAACAGAAGACAAUUAAAAAUGAAAAUAUUCAUCACUUUAAUCUCCGUUUGUAUUCAUUUGGCUUGGUCAAUCUCAUCAAUAUCUGAAGAAUGUGCUAAAGUUCAAUGCAACAAAGCACCUUUAAAAUUAUACAACGAGUUACAUUGUUUUCCUGUAAAUAAAAAUAAUUGCUGUCCAUCGUAUGAUUGUUGGGGUUAUUAUUCACUUGAUUAUUGUCGUAUUGGAAAUAGAAAAUUAAAAGUAGGACAACAAAUUACAACACCAAAAAAUAGUCCAAUUUUAUAUGGAUGUUCAUGUGAAAAAUCAAAAAAACAAAUUCCUUCAUCAGUGUGUGGAUACCCGUCAAAAUCUGCAAAUAUUAAAUCACAAAAUAAUCAAGGAAUUGAUAAUGAUGUUACCUGUAAAGUCGGUGAUAAAAUUUAUAAAAAUGGUGAAUUUUUUGUACCACCAGGAAGUCCAAAAGAGUAUUGUUUUUGCGAUAAAAAUUACAAAGGUAUUUAUUCAUACCCGUCGUGUAUCAAGAUAGAUAAUAAUACCAGCUGUUUUAUUUUAUCUAAAUUUUCUAAUGAAAUUAAAAAUAAUUGUGCACCAGUUUAUAAAAAUAUUGAUUCAUUGAAAGAUGAUUGUCCUUCACAUUUCGAAUGUCAGAAAUUUAAUCACAAGAUUACAAGUAAUUCAAUUGUUAAAAUUUCAACUGAUAAUACAUGCUUUUUUGGAUCAAUGAAAGUUCCAAUUGGUCAAGAAGUUGAUAUUGGAAAAAAAAAUAUAAAAUGUUCAUGUCAAAUACCACCAGCAGUGACAUGCAUCGAAUACGAAAAUUAUUAA
Messenger RNA from Aphidius gifuensis, 832 nucleotides. RefSeq lists its product as uncharacterized. Lineage: Eukaryota; Metazoa; Arthropoda; Insecta; Hymenoptera; Braconidae. The transcript has 5 exons. Bases 26 to 832 code for a protein of 268 amino acids. The record is from RefSeq and is a predicted model, not a curated record.